This is a messenger RNA of Dioszegia hungarica, 420 nucleotides long. RefSeq lists its product as uncharacterized. The transcript has 3 exons. The record is from RefSeq and is a predicted model, not a curated record. The coding region runs from base 1 to 420 and encodes 139 amino acids. Lineage: Eukaryota; Fungi; Basidiomycota; Tremellomycetes; Tremellales; Bulleribasidiaceae.
AUGCGCCUCCCCUCAGUCCUCUUUGCCCUUGGUGCAGCCUCCCUUGGGAUGGCAUACCAGCACGGCGAGAUUCCGAGCAACAUCGCUGUCCGAGCGAGCGCAGAUGGCGGGAUCGACUUCUUCCACGAGGAAGACCGAAGGAGUCUUGAAGCUGAUAUUCUCGCCAAACGCCAACUCACCCAAGCCGAGCCCGAAUCGGAUACCUACCCCGUCCAAGCCGACUCGGCCUCCGGACUCAAGCCCUUCAUCCCCGUCGGCGGCGCCGGCGGUAUCAGCAAAGCCAUCAGCAGGGCCAAGCGGCAGGACGGGGCCGGCGGCGCGGGUGCGGAUACGCCUGCGCCAGCGGUGGAUACGACGUCGGACGAGCCGGAGAGCGAUACGUACCCGGUCAGUAACGACGGGAGCGGGGUCAAGCCUUAG